Molecule: messenger RNA, 405 nt
Organism: Penicillium odoratum
Lineage: Eukaryota; Fungi; Ascomycota; Eurotiomycetes; Eurotiales; Aspergillaceae
Exons: 2
Coding region: 1-405 (134 amino acids)
Source: RefSeq, a predicted model, not a curated record
AUGGCGUGGUAUUCCAUCCUCCCACCGCAGCUUAUCCAGGUCGAGAGCUGGGCAGUGCGGAUUUUUUUCCUCCUCGGCCUCAUCACUAUCGUCCCUUGGGCCGCGCUCAUUCUCUUUGACGCAGGCCUGUGGCUCUACCGAAUGCUCUUGUGGGAACUACCCUGGAUAGGCGGACGCGCACGUGGCCAGCAGCGACCCCGUGCACCAAGUCUGAACGAACGACCUGACGGACAACGACGAGCGUUUGGACUGCGUGGCGUGGAGACUGAUACCGAUACCGGUCAAGAACACUCGGGCGACGCGAGGGCAGAUGAGAAGAAAGGGAAAGAGAAUAUACCUACCACCGACGCGGCUCAUUCAAAGGCUAGCGGGGAGGUUAAAUUUAGAGCGUCUGGGCGGGCAUGA